AUGACUACUUCUUCAGUGAGAGUUGCUUUACGUGUUAGACCACUUUCAGAACAAGAACAAAAUAAUGUCAUUUCUUUUAUUCCAAAUAACCAACAACAAAUCGUUUUAAACGGUGAUCGUUCUUUUACUUUUGAUUAUGUCUAUCCACCUUCUUCUGAUCAAAAUGAUGUUUAUUCAACAUGUGUUGUGCCUCUAUUAAAUAAAUUUAUAGAAGGGUACAAUGCUACUAUUUUAGCUUAUGGACAAACAGGCAGUGGCAAAACACAUAGUAUGGGCAUUGGCCUUGAUAAUAUCAUGAAAAUGUCGAUGAAUGACCAUGGCAUCGUGCCUCGAUUUAUCCAUGCGUUAUUCAAUCACCUUCAAACAAAGCAAUCACCCCAUUACUCUUCUCAAGUCUCUGUCUCCUUUCUUGAACUGCACAACGAGGAUCUUGUUGAUCUUUUAUGUCCUGUCAGAAAAAGAGAAGGAUUGAAUCUAACCAUUCGUGAAGACAGCCAUGGCAAUAUUUGUUGGUCUGGUGUAAGAGAAGAAGUGGUGGCCAAUGCGACUGAAUUACUAGAAAUACUUCAAAAGGGUUCCAUUGCUCGUACAACAGCUUCAACCGACAUGAACCACACAUCGUCUCGAUCCCAUGCUAUAUUUUCCGUUGUUUUAAAACAGUUCUUACAACAAGAUACUACAGAUGAUGAAUCAACAUUACAUUCAGACAUGGAAAUAAGCCAAACACCUAUUGAAAAGAAACUGGUCUCUAAAUUUCACUUUGUUGAUCUUGCUGGCUCAGAACGACUUAAGCGAACCAAUGCUGUAGGUGAUAGAGCCAAAGAAGGUAUUUCUAUCAACACAGGCUUAUUAGCAUUGGGUAAUGUCAUUUCAGCCCUUGGCGAUGAAUCGCGCCGUGUAUCUCAUGUCCCUUACCGAGAUUCUAAACUCACUCGACUCCUUCAAGACAGUCUGGGUGGUAACAGUCAGACCCUCAUGCUUGCUUGUGCUUCACCUGCCUCUGCUAACCUGACAGAGACAUUAAACACACUCAAAUACGCGAAUCGAGCUCGGAACAUUCGUAACCGUGUCGCUAUCAAUCAUCAACAAGACAACAACAAUAAUAAAAAAGAAGAACGACUCAAGGCCACCAUUACGCGAUUAAAGCAAGAACUCAAGAGCACAGAUGAUUUCUUACGUGCAGUCAACGAUGAGAUGGACAGUCUGAAGACACAAGUAGGGUCGCUUCAACAAACACUUGAUCAAACAGUAUGCGAAUUAACACAAGUCAAAUACGAGCGCGAUUCAUUGAAGCAUCAAUGGAUGCAAGCAACAGGUCAAACAGAAGUUGAGAUACAAGAUGAUCAUAUUGUGAAAGAAUACAUGAGCACGAUUGAAUCUCUCAAGGCCGAAUUAUAUCAAACACAACAGAAAUUGUUGCAGAAGAAUGUAGCGCUUCAAAUUGACCAUAUUGAUUCUUCUUCGACGCUUGUAGGAUCACCUUGUCAAUCACCUUAUCUUGAGCAACCACCAGACAAAAAAAGAAAAAAGCAACACCGUGUCAGCAGUAAACGGUCAAAGAUUGUCAUGCGUAAAAGCGCUGUUCCUUCUGUCAAUAACAGUGCAACUGAUGCAGAAUACUUGCAAUUUGCCAAGUUUGCCAAUAGUAGCAAUGAAACGUGGGAAGAAAAAUACAAACGACAUACGAUACCUUCACAAGAAAACAACAAACGUAUUCUUCAAAAGCUUGCUUCUGCCAUUGAAAGUAAGCACCAACUGUUGCAUCAAUUUGAGAAAUCAGAAAAACGCCAUGUAGAUCAGAUCAAACAACUUGGCCGUACAGUCAAUGACCUGGUGGCCAAAAAGACAGCAUCGACACAACACCUGAAGCGUGAACUCAAUGAAUUACGUACUCAGUAUGAAGCUCGGCUCAAGAAACAACAAGGCGAACAAGUAGCCUUACGUCGUAAACACCUUCAACUCAUUCGUUCUUCAGACCGUCUUCGUCUUCAACAGGAAUCAAUCAUUGAUCAAUGCCAUCGUACCAUUGAGAAACUAGGCCAUGAAAAGAAAAAACUACUAAAGCGUAUCAAGAUAGAAGCGGACCGGGCUAAAGAAAAAGCAAUGCAAAGUGAACAAGAAAUCAAAAAGAUGAAACGACAAGAAGCUCAAGCAGUCACUCUCAAAAAACGAUUAGAACGUGAAUUAGGACAGCAAAAAGCAGCUUGUAAACGUGCGACAGAAGAAAUUGUGGCCCUGAGUGGUCAAAUGAAACAAAUUGCUGCCAUUUUGAAAAAAGUCAUGGCAUCAUCAAUCGCAUUAUCACAGCGAAAUUUGUUGGCUAAGGCUAUCGCUUGUGCAAGUGUCCGAGGCUAUCUUGUGAAACAAAAUGCUGUCAAAAAAGCAGGUGGCAAGUUUCAAGUCACUACAUUACAGCAAAAUGUAUAUCAAAAAAAGAAAUUUAUUCACAAGGCUCUUUCACUCUAUGUCAGAGGUCAAUGUUCAUCGCAUCCAAUGAUUCGAGAACUAGUUCAAAAGCGUGAUCGACUCUUGGCAGAACAGAAAGAGCUUUUGUCAGAACGGCAAUUAGUGUUAUUAGAAGAUCAAGAAGCCAUGGACUCAACAGAACCACAAUACAUGGACGAGCGUAUUGAUUUGAUCACAGUCGAGCUAGACACUUUAAACCAACACAUUGAUCGUCUUACAACACCUCUUUUAGAGCAUGUUGAGCAAGAGAACGAAGUCAACUGGAUUGAUGACCAAAUGGAUCAACAGGUGGCUUAUGAACUUGCUUUGUCUCUGAUUCGCUCGCUCGAACCUGAAGAAGCACGGCUAAUCUCUGAAGCAUUACUGGAAGAUGUGAUUGCACUCAAGACAGAUUACUUGGCUCAUUCAUCGUCUAUGCACCAUUUAAAUUCUGUGGUGCAUAUUUUACAAACAGCGCUUGUUCAGAUGCGCAGAGCAUCCAAUCAGUCUGCUGUGUUCAUGACUACCCUACAAAGCCCUGUUCGUACACAGUAUGGACUUGUUUUACCAGAAUAA
Messenger RNA from Gilbertella persicaria, 3021 nucleotides. Its product is annotated as P-loop containing nucleoside triphosphate hydrolase protein. Lineage: Eukaryota; Fungi; Mucoromycota; Mucoromycetes; Mucorales; Choanephoraceae. The transcript has 8 exons. Gene Ontology annotation, biological process: microtubule-based movement; mitotic spindle organization. The record is from RefSeq and is a predicted model, not a curated record. Gene Ontology annotation, molecular function: ATP binding; microtubule motor activity; microtubule binding. The coding region runs from base 1 to 3021 and encodes 1006 amino acids.